Psilocybe cubensis is the source of this 519-nucleotide messenger RNA. RefSeq lists its product as uncharacterized. The transcript is spliced from 5 exons. The record is from RefSeq and is a predicted model, not a curated record. Bases 1 to 519 code for a protein of 172 amino acids. NCBI's taxonomy places the organism in Eukaryota, Fungi, Basidiomycota, Agaricomycetes, Agaricales, Agrocybaceae.
AUGUCUACCAGUGCUACGGAGCGUGUAUCUGAGGUCUGCAAGACCGUGUCGACGUAUUGGGCACAGGGGCGGGAGUACUACCAGCUGCCAUCGACGACUUAUUACAAUAAUACGUCUUGUUGCGGUGGCGCUUCGGGUGAACUUGGUCUCGGUGCAUUGCGGGUGCAGAAGCUCCUGUGUCGUCGUUCGCGGUAUUACUGGGCUGCUUUCUUUUCGCAGAGUCUGCAAUACUUCCUACAGAUUAUCCUGUUUCACUCGUCGACGUACUUUGCUGCAAGUAUGAUCAUCUUUCUUUGGGAUGAACUACAAGUUGUGUGUGCAGCUUCGUCUUGCGUUGCUGCACGAUUGACGUUCCUGGCAUUGAAGCAUUCCCGCAUUGCAGGGUCUGUAACCAUCGCCCUUCCUAAUACUAAUAAUAGUGCUUCAGCUGGACCAUUGGAUUUGGGAGCUAGGACUUCGCUGGCUGCUGCGGAGACGGACGCGACUACUCGGCUUUUGGCGGAUACGGAUACCCCAUGA